Molecule: messenger RNA, 2993 nt
Organism: Centropristis striata (black sea bass)
Lineage: Eukaryota; Metazoa; Chordata; Actinopteri; Perciformes; Serranidae
Gene: srpra
Product: SRP receptor subunit alpha
Exons: 15
Coding region: 97-2058 (653 amino acids)
Biological process (GO): SRP-dependent cotranslational protein targeting to membrane
Cellular component (GO): signal recognition particle receptor complex; endoplasmic reticulum membrane
Molecular function (GO): GTPase activity; signal recognition particle binding; GTP binding
Source: RefSeq, a predicted model, not a curated record
CAUCUGACGUGUCUAAAACAGUUUUGCUCUUGUGGUGGAUUUUACUCGUGGGGGAUUUAUUAUCUAUUGGACUAAUAUCUGAUACGUGGUGUCAAGAUGCUAGAUUUCUUCUCCAUCUUCAGCAAAGGGGGGAUAGUGUUGUGGUGUUUUCAGGGAGCCGGGGUCACUGAAUCCUUCACCGGGCCCGUCAACGCUUUGAUCCGCUCCGUGAUCCUUCAGGAGCGAAGUGGGAACAAUUCAUAUACUCAUGAGGCCCUGAGUCUGAAAUACAAGCUCGAUAAUGAGUUCGAGUUAAUUUUUGUGGUGGGUUUUCAAAAGAUCCUGACGCUGACCUACGUGGACAAGUUCAUAGAUGACGUCCAGCUUCAUUUUAGGGAUCGUUAUAAGAAUGAGCUGGAGCAAAAGGGGGCUUUGAAGCUAAUCAAAAACAACUUUGACUUUGAGGAUGACUUCAACAUACUCCUCAGAGAGGCGGAGGAGAACAGCAGAGCUCGGAACCCCGCCCCCAUGCGCUCCUUUAAGGAGUCCGAGAAAUCCCAAAAAACUGUGAAGUCAAUGAUUGAGACCAAGGGUGGGGAAAAAGUUAAGGAACAGGGUGGAAAGAAGAAUAAAAAUGCCAAAAAGGAGGCUCCUGCAGCUGAGCCUGUCAAAGUGGAUCAAGGCAAGGCCCCAUCCUCUGGGCAGAAGACGGUUGAGAAUGGCAACCAGGGCAUGACUGCUGAUGAGAUCAUGCAGAAGAAUCGAGAGGAAUUCUUUCGCAAGCGCACAGUGGUACCUACUGAAAAAAAACCCACUAAGUCCCCAAAGCCCCAGAAGCCCAAGGAGAAACAAAUGCGUGUUUGGGACAUGGGCGGUAACAGCACCAAGGAGCUGGACUACACCAGAAGGAAUGGAGAUGGUUCCCAAAAUGGUGGCGAUCAGAACCAGGACGGACAAAUUGAUCUGGGGAUCCAGCUAAACUCCAUGAAGGGAGACCUGCUGGCUGUGGACUAUGAGUCCAGUGAGGAAGAGGAGAUGGAGGAGGAAGAGGAGGAGGAGAAAGUGGUUGUCAGUGAGACAAAAAAGAUAAGCUCUAAAAAGGGGGGCGGUUUUGGGGGCAUGUUUGGGAUGCUGAAGGGCCUGGUGGGCUCCAAGAGCCUGGCCCGGGAGGACAUGGAGUCAGUAUUGGAGAAGAUGAAGGAUCACCUCAUUGCAAAGAAUGUAGCAGCUGAAAUCGCCGCCCAGCUCUGUGACUCUGUAGCCAAAAAACUGGAGGGCAAAGUUAUGGGCACAUUCACCACUGUGGCCUCAACAGUAAAGCAGGCCCUGCAGGACUCACUGGUGCAGAUCCUGCAGCCCAAGAGAAGGGUGGAUAUUCUGAGAGAUGUCAUGGAUGCGCAGAGCCAGCGAAGGCCUUUUGUCAUUACUUUUUGUGGUGUCAAUGGGGUUGGAAAGUCCACCAACCUGGCCAAGAUCUCUUUCUGGCUGAUAGAGAAUGGUUUCACCGUGCUGAUCGCAGCCUGUGACACGUUCCGUGCCGGAGCCGUGGAGCAGCUCCGCACUCAUCAGCGCCGCCUGAACUCUCUUCAUCCUCCAGAGAAGCACGGAGGACGCCCGGUAGUCCAGCUCUAUGAGAAGGGCUACGGGAAGGAUGCUGCUGGGAUUGCCAUGGAAGCUAUUGCCUAUGCCCGCAACCAGGCCUUUGACGUGGUGCUGGUGGACACUGCUGGGCGUAUGCAGGACAACGCCCCCCUAAUGACAGCCCUGGCCAAACUUAUCGCGGUCAACAUGCCUGACCUAGUACUGUUUGUUGGAGAGGCUCUGGUGGGCAAUGAGGCAGUUGACCAGCUGGUGAAGUUCAAUCAGGCUCUGGCAGACCACUCCAUGUCUGACAAGCCUCGCCUCAUUGAUGGAAUUGUUCUCACUAAGUUUGACACCAUCGACGACAAGGUUGGUGCUGCCAUCUCCAUGACGUACAUCACGGGCCAGCCCAUUGUGUUUGUGGGCACGGGGCAGACCUACAACGACCUGCGCAGCCUCAACGCUCGCGCCGUGGUCAGCGCCCUGAUGAAGGCUUAAGUGGCUGCAUGUUUUGCUGUGUGUUCGUCAUCGCAACAAAGCCAAACAAUACCUUUUUGCCACGCUGCUGUGAGAUGUUCCAGCCCUGCUAACCUGCGUUUCUCAUCCUCCUGUCCUGCCCUCUCUACUUUGCAUCAAAUAAAGAACUCAUGUCACGCACAGGACUAUUCUCCCAGUGAAGGACAAGUGUGCACUGUGAAAGACAGAACAUUUUUGCAACAGAGGGAUCUCCCUUUGAAUCUAAACUUCUGGGCCUGCAGUGUAAAGCACCUCAGACUAGCCACAAGUCACAUCCAAAUGACAUUUUAGCUGACUAAAUGGACCUAGGCUGUAUAUGUCGUCAGUUUACUGGUUUCCACAGUAAAGACUUUAAGAAAAAAAAAAAAAAUCAACUCCCGACCUGGCAUUUUGUCAGUCAGUUUUCCCCUUCAUGUAAAUGAGGUCAGGUGGUGAAAGCUUGCUGGAUGUGACAUUUCAGCAGCGGCCUGUGCCCGAGGAAAGCUUAGUGACCAUAGUGCCUAUCUGUCUCCUGUCUUCUUGGUUAACACUUUCACUACAUGGAGUUAUACAUUAAGAGUACCAUGGCAGUUCAGGACAGGAACCCCCUUCGGUUCAAGUCUGAAUCAGUUUACAACGCCGUCAUAAAUUGGGCAUGAACAUCAGUACUUAUUAAGUUAGUAGAUGUUGUUCUCCCGUCAAAUUGGGGGGGGGGGGGGAGACUACAAACAUGGUACACUAAUUCUGGAUCGAGCUCUUUGCCUACCUAAUAUUCUGUUAACACUUUUCAUUACAAAAUGGAGACUUUGAUUCCUCAGUUUAGUUGAUGGAAAUUGGAAAGAUAUUUUGUAAAUUAUUUCUUUUAGUUCUUAAAGGUUGUCCCUAGAUUUUCAGACAACACCUUCUGUGUGAAGUCCUAUGGGCCUUUUUAUUUAUAC